Girardinichthys multiradiatus is the source of this 4391-nucleotide messenger RNA. RefSeq names its product transmembrane and coiled-coil domain protein 3-like. The coding region runs from base 220 to 1692 and encodes 490 amino acids. NCBI's taxonomy places the organism in Eukaryota, Metazoa, Chordata, Actinopteri, Cyprinodontiformes, Goodeidae. Gene Ontology annotation, cellular component: endomembrane system. The record is from RefSeq and is a predicted model, not a curated record. The transcript has 4 exons.
UCUCUGCGGAGAAGAACAGGCGGAGUUUUGCCCUCACACACAGUUGUUGUCUAAGAGUACAGUCAGCGUGUGCGAACCCAGGGUCGCACAGAGAGAGAGAAAAAAAACGGCGCUAAAGGGGCUAAGCAUGCAUAGGACUCCAGACGUGAGUUGGAAACUGGUCCCAGUACCGAACUGAAGCCCCUUUAGCGCCUCUCCGGCUCCGACUGGGAGGUUAUUAUGCCCGGGGUAAGCGUGUCUGUGCGAAGUUUGUCUGAAGUGGAGCAAUACCUCAGCAGCCGGAUGGACCGGAGCACAGAAGCUGGAUUUCUCAGCCUGCCUCCAUCAAUGCGUCGGGGUUCAUCUGACAACAACCUAGACCUAGACCUCAGUGAUGGGAGUCCUCGUUCUGCUCUCGUCUCGGAGGUCCACCGGAGUCGUUCCUGCCUGGACAACCUCCAGCAGAAGAUACUGAAGGUCACCGAGCAGCUGAAGAUAGAGCAGACGGCCCGGGACGAGAACGUGGCCGAGUACCUGAAGCUGGUGAACAGUGUGGACAAGCAGCAGUUAGGGCGCAUCAAGCAGGUGUUUGAGAAGAAGAACUACAAGUCAUCCCAAAACAUUGCGCAGAUGCAGAAGAAGCUGGAGCAGUACCAUCGAAAGAUGAAGGACAGCGAUGUUCUUCACAGUCCACCCCAUCGGACUUCCUCGGCCAAACGCAGCACCAUACCCAGGGAGUCACCCAGACAGCUGAGGGACAUGACCAGCAGCGGCCGGCACCCAACAAUGGACAAGAUCAAAACCAUUGGACCUGGCGUUUCUCUCUCCCCUCCUUUCUUCUUCAGCAAGCCCAGAGAGUUUGCCAACCUCAUCAGGAACAAGUUUGGCAGCGCAGAUAACAUCGCACACCUCAAAAACAAUCUGGACACGUCCUCUGCGCUGCCCUCUGACAGUGUAGGAAAAGGGCUGAGCAGCAGCACCUCUAUGGUGAGCAAGCCCAAGUACACCAGUGAUGAUGAGUGCUCCUCUAUUUCAGCAGACAGCAACGGGAACCCUGCUAUGGGCGGAUCCAUUGUAGGACAGUUGCAGAGUCCGGGGCAGGGGCAGCAAGUAGUGGGAGACAGCCAAGGCAGAUUGGAGCUCUGCUAUGAAGAGGUGAGAGAGAUCAAGGAAGCCCAGAGCCAGCUAGAGGAGGACAUUGAGGAGAUUAAAGAGCAGCUCAAGAGAGAGUACAGCAUUCUGAGCCAAACACUACAAGAGGAGAGGUACAGAUAUGAGCAUCUGGAGGACCAGCUGAAUGAUCUAACAGAACUUCAUCAAAAUGAGAUGACAAAUCUGAAGCAGGAGCGGGCCAGCAUAGAGGAGAGGGUGGCCUACCAGGCUCAUGAAAGGGCCCGGGACAUACAGGAAGCCCUGGAGUCAUGUCAGACCCGGGUGUACAAGCUGGAGCUCCAACAGCAGCACCAGCAGCAAACAGUGCAGCUUGAAAGCCCAGACGCUCGGGUCUUGCUCGGGAAGAGCAUCAACAUCAUGCUGGCCAUCAUUACUGUUAUCCUGGUGUGUGUCUCCACUGUUGCCAAAUUUGCCGCUCCACUCAUGAAGAGUCGGUAUCAUAUGGUAGCAACGCUGCUGGGUGUGUGCUUUUUGACCGUAUUCUGGAAGAACUGGGACCGUUUACAGUAUGCCAUAGACAGGAUGCUGAUGCCUGAAUAGCAAUGAGGAGAUCACUCUAAAAAUAAUAUUCACUUUAUCGAUGUUAGUUGUAAUAGAAGGGUCUCAGAAGAUUGGUUGUACAAUCUUCAGAAGAUGUGAUUGCUAUCAUUUUAGUGGUUUAUGUUUUUAAAGACAGACUUAAAUAAAAUUUUGGUUUUUAGUUUUGGUUGAAUGGAAAAUGAAAUUGGUUUAACUUGUUUUGUUAAACUAAAAAACAAUAUUUGUUACAGUACAUUUGCUACUUUCUUAAUAAAAUUGUCAUAAAAUAAUAUAGGUCAAAGUUAGGAUAAAGAAAGGUAAGAAAGUUUGUUUACUGAAAAAAAAAAAAAAACCCACUCUGUCCCAUUUUGUUUCAGUCAGAUUUAUGAUGUAGCUCAAUCGGAAACACACUCAGGAGCAAAAUGUUACUGAUAGUGUGUUUUUGGUCUAAAAGAGUGGUUGGAUAGCGCCAGCAGCCACUUGAAUUAGCAUCAAGAUACCAACAUAUUGCUAAGCUAAGAAUCUUAUUUCAGAUUCACAAACAAGAUGCUGCCCUAAAUAGCAAACUAACACCAAAAUCUCUCAAUUUGAGAAGGUUUGGUUUGCAGGCAUUUUUAAAAUACACCUUUUUGCUUCCUUUCACCCGCUUAAUUAAUGCUAGCAGUGUGUAAGGCUAAUUUAGCUUUAGAUUAGUCAUGGAUUGCUAUGCUAAUCACCUCAAUUUAGAGUCACACACAAAAUGCUUCCGAAAAUGUGCUAACUAGCAACAGCUUCUUAAUUUGUAUAAGUUUGGUUUCCAAGCAUUUUUAAAAUUCACUUAGUUGCAUUCUUGCAACUUAAAAGUUAGUGCUAGCAGCCAAUUAGCCUAGCAUCCAAUUUGAAGUGCUAAGUCAAGCAUUUUAUUUUAAAAACUAAAAUGACAUGCUGUCCAAGAUUGGCAAUCCAAAACCUCUUCAAUUUUGUUUUAUGUACAGACAGUUUUAAAAUAUACUUACAUGCUCUAAUGCUGCGGAUAGCAAACCAGUUCACUAGAUUCUCAUUUGAGCUGCACAAAUGAGAUACUGUCAAAAUAUGCAAAACUUUUUAAUUUCAAAAUAUUGAGUGCAAAGCUUUUUGGUUUUGGACAGAGCUAGAAGCUUUAACGUAUUUUCACUGUAUGUGACCUAAACAAUCAGACUGCUUCUUACUAAAAUGCUGAAAUACUCUAUGUGAAGGAGAUGAUUCAUUGUUUCUUUUUGUCUAAAACAGUAGUUGGGAACAUGAACACCUGUUUUCUUGUUUCUGAUAAGAUAGUUCUAGCAGGUAAUUGGUUCAGUUUAGCAUAAAAAAAAAAAAAACAAAAAAAACACUGUUAAGCUAAACACCUCAUUUGAGAUUCUCAAAAGAGUUGCUGUCCAAAUUUUGCAUGCCAGCAUAAAGGUCUGGCUUGCAGACACGUUUAAAAUACACAUACUUGCUUUCUAGCAGCUAGGAAGCUAGUGCUAAUAGCCAUUUAGCUAAGUUAUAUCAUUAAAAUACCAUCAAAUUGAUAAGCUCACUUUAUAACACUGAAUUGAAAGCUCUCCAAAAUAUGCAAACUGGAAACACAGCCUCUUAAUUUUGAAAAGCUUGGUUUGCUAAUUUUUCUUUUUUCAUUUGGACAGAGCUGUUUUAGCAGCUUGCUCUUGUUUUCACUUUAUGUGUGAGCUUCGUUUGCAGACUGCUGGGUUCCAAAAUGUUAAAAUAUUCUACUUAAGGGAGAAACUACAAACUAAAGCAGAAGUGUCUGGACAUCUUUUUUUUAGUUUCUGUUACUCUUUGCAGUCUUAUUUAUGCAAUGUGUUCCUCUAUCACAUUUAACUUGCUGUUUUUAAUGUGCAAUAUGUUUGACUUCUAGGAGCAUUAUUUAUAAAAUAAUUCUUAAAGGAGUGAGCAUUUUACAUUAAUGAUUUACAGGAGUGACAGAGGGUUAUUGCUGAAAACACAUGUAAAGAAGUGUCAUUAAUGCUGUCAUGAGAGAUCCAUAAACAUCUAGUCCACUGCUGGAGUCUGAUAAAACCAGAUGUCUCCUCUCUUAAAGGCCAAAAAUCAAUGCCGCGCUGCAUUAUCUUGACAGUGGCAUGGUAACAGCAACCCAACAGUACUCUAGUACAGCCAUAGACACACAUAUGCACAAAAAGGCAAAAAAAAAACAAACACAUUUUGUCACUUGAUUUUCUGUUUUAUAAAAGUCUUAAGGCCUUGCCCAGUUUCAUUGCCCUGUUUUCUAAUGUGAGGUAGAGGAGGAGGAUUAUACUGUGAGAUAGGACUUUUUUCUUAGAAAAAGUGCAGUUCUUUUUAACAACUGCCUUGAGUUUCAAAGGAGAACGUCACUGUUUUUUGUGAUUAACUACAAGCCAAUGUUUUUGAAAUCACUAUUGUAAUAUUUUAUGUUUAUCUUAUGAACAUUGUCUAUGAGGACAGCACAUAAAUGUAUAAGGACCACUGAUGAUGUUGGGUUUUUUUUUGUUACCGUAAUAGCAGUUUUGUCAUGGUUUGUUGCACCUUUUUAUUUUUACUCAUUUCAUUUUUUUUCUUCUUAUUUUUUGACACAUUUGAGGAAGUUUUCCAUGCAGAACUAUGAUCUCAUUUACAUUCUGUAUUUAUCUGUGGUGCACUAUGUGAUCAAUCAGUUGUAUGUUUAUGCAUUUUGUGCCUUUGUCUGAUCAUUCCUGUUAAAUUAAACAAACCUUUUUAAUCAA